CUUUCGCAGACAACACGUAGGCUACGUCUGUAACUUUGUAGGUUAUCAGAGUAUCGUCAGUGUUGAGUUCUUCUGUGACUCUUGGAUGUGUGUCAGAUGUCCGGGUUUCAGGAUCUUAAAGAUUUGUUCAGACGGCGGCUGCUCGCUGCGGUUAUCAGAGAUAUAUCAGAAACAACAACAUGUGGAUACGAAGAGGAGCUCCACCGACAAAGAAAAGUGCUGGAUGUGAUUUUAAUACCUGAAAUCAAGCUGCAGAGAGCAGAUGUCCAGCAGCUGUUGGUGAGUAAAGAAGAGCUUCCACCUGAGCAGCAGGAGUGUAGCCACAUUCUGGACCAGGAGGACACUAAGCCCCAACACAUUAAAGAAGAACAUGAGGAACUGUGGAUCAGUCAGGAGGAAGAACAGCUUCAAGGACUGGAGGAGGCUGAUACCACCAAGUUCCCCUUCACUCCUGUCUCUGUGAAGAGUGAAGAUGAUGAAGAGAAACCUCAGUCCUCACAGCUUCAUCAGAGACAAACUGAACAGAUGGAAACAGGAGUUGAUGGAGAGGACUGUGGAGGCGCAGAACCAGAGAGGUACUCAGAUCCAGAGAGAGGUUUACAACCAGAGACUGAGGUCGAGACUAAAGACUCUGAUGAACCUGAGACUGAUGACAGUGAUGAUUGGCAAGAGACAAGAGAAGAUCUGUCAGAAUUAAACUUGAAAAAUAAGAAACUAAAAACUGGUAAGAGACCACAUAGCUGCUCGGACUGCGGUAAAAUAUUUAACCGAAAAGAGCAUCUGACCAAACACAUGUUAGUUCAUACAGGAGAGAAACCCUUCAGCUGCUCUGAGUGUGAGAAAAGAUUUAACCAACAACAGCAUCUGAUCAGACACAUGCUAGUUCAUACUAGAGAGAAGCCCUUCAGCUGCUCUCAGUGUGAGAAAAGAUUUACCAGUAAGUCUAAUUUGACAUAUCACAUGGCAAUUCACAGAGGAGAGAAACCCAUCAGCUGCCUUGAGUGCGGUAAAAGAUUUAACCGGAAAAUAUAUCUGACCACACACAUGUUAGUUCACACAGGAGAGAAACCCUUCAGCUGCUCUAAUUGUGGUAAAAGGUUUAGUUCUGAGGGAAAAUUGACCAGUCACAUGAUGAUUCACACUGGAGACAAAUCUUACAGCUGCUGUCAGUGUGAGAAAAGGUAUACCCAUAAGGUCAGUCUGAUUUAUCACAUGGCAACUCAUACAGGAGAGAAACCCUUCAGCUGCUCUGCUUGCAGUAAAGCAUUUCAGCAAAAAGGAGACCUAACCCGACACAUGUUUGUUCACACAGGAGAGAAACCCUUCAGUUGCUCUACUUGCAAUUCAAGCUUUACCCAAAGAGGAAGUCUGGCCACACACAUGUUAGUUCAUACAGGAGAGAACCCCUUCAGCUGCUCUGAGUGUGGUAAAAGGUUUCGUUAUAAGGGACAUCUGACGAGACACAUGAUACUUCACACUCGAGAGAAAUGCUAAUUCUGUGCAAUGGUAAAACUGAUCCAAAGGAAUCCAAGUUAACAACAUCAGUAAUGUGUAUAUAUUGGCUAACAGAUGUAUAACUGCUGUUAUGAAGGGAUAUAAGACAAUUCUAUUUCCAGAAAUUGCUCUAUACUUUUUUGACAUUGAUGUUUUGUUGCUGACAUAUGAACCAGUAAGUUGGGAGCAGCUAUGACGUUUGAAUGUA
Labrus bergylta (ballan wrasse) is the source of this 1702-nucleotide messenger RNA. RefSeq names its product zinc finger protein OZF-like. The record is from RefSeq and is a predicted model, not a curated record. Gene Ontology annotation, biological process: regulation of transcription by RNA polymerase II. Gene Ontology annotation, molecular function: DNA-binding transcription factor activity, RNA polymerase II-specific; RNA polymerase II cis-regulatory region sequence-specific DNA binding. NCBI's taxonomy places the organism in Eukaryota, Metazoa, Chordata, Actinopteri, Labriformes, Labridae.